CCGCCGCCGCGCCGCCGGAGCUCGGCCCGCGCCGCCGCCGCGCCAUGAGCCAGUUCAGCUUCGGGGCGGCCGCGCCCGGCGGCGCCUUCAGCCUGGGCGCGCCCCGAGCCGCCCCCGCCGCCACCACGGCCACCAGCGGCUUCUCCUUCUCCGCGCCGGCGCCCGCCCCCGCCUCCACCGGCUUCAGCUUCGGCGGCGCGGCGCCGGCGGCGGGCGGCGGCCAGCCCGCCGGGCUCUUCUCCUUCAACAGGCCGGGCACGGCCGCGCAGCCCUCCGGCUUCAGCUUCGGCUCGGCCAGCGCCGCCCCCGCCGCCCCGGCAGCCGCCGCCUUCCCGCUGGGGGCAAACACUCCCAAAGUGACCUUUGGAGCCAGCACUGCCACUCCAGCUCCUGGAAUCACGGGGGGCUUUUCUUUUGGCACCCCUGUGGCAGCCAGCACACCCUCGAGUCAGGCAGCAGCCCCGUCUGGCUUUGCCUUUGGCUCUGCUGGCAGCAGCAGCAGCAGCACGGCUCCCUCUGGGACAACAGGAGGCUUCACCUUCUCCAGUGGCAGCACGGCUCAGGCGGGCACAGGCGGGUUCAGCAUCGGCACCGCGGCUCCGCAGGCCACGUCGGCAGGGCUGAGCUUCGGCACGGCCCCCGCGGCUGCUGCCACCACCAGCACGGCCACCCUGGCAGCUGCCACCCCGGCAGCAGCGCCCUUCAGCCUCGGGGGACAGCCCACAGGUCUAACCUUUGGGGCACAGCCUUCGACAGCAGCCACCAGUACAACCACAGCAACGCUGACCACAAGCACCAGCCAGGCACCCACCCUGUCCUUUGGAUCCAAGCUGGGAGUCACAUCCACUGCUGCCACCACGGCCUCCACCACCAGCACCACCUCAGUGCUGGGCUCCACGGGGCCCUCCUUGUUUGCAUCUGUGGCAACUUCUUCAGCCCCAGCCUCCUCCAGCAGCACGGGCCUCUCACUGGGUGCCACCUCCACUGGUUCCACUGGGACAGCAGCCAGUCUGGGGACACUUGGCUUUGGAUUAAAGGUUCCUGCAACCACGGCUGCCACAACAAGCACUGCCACAGGGACUACUUCUGCUUCGGGCUUUCCUUUGAAUCUGAAGCCAUUGACUACCACGGGUGCCAUUGGAGCUGUGACCUCCACAGCUGCCAUAACCACAACCACCACACCCAGUGCCCCCCCAGUGAUGACUUAUGCCCAGCUGGAGAGUUUGAUCAACAAGUGGAGCCUGGAACUGGAAGACCAAGAGAAGCACUUCCUGCAUCAGGCUACCCAGGUCAAUGCCUGGGACCGCAUGCUGAUAGAGAAUGGAGAGAAGAUUACUUCCCUACACAGAGAAGUAGAGAAGGUGAAGGUUGACCAGAAGAGACUGGAUCAGGAACUGGACUUCAUUCUGUCCCAGCAGAAGGAGCUGGAGGACUUGCUGACCCCUCUGGAGGAGUCUGUGAAGGAGCAGAGCGGGACCAUCUACCUGCAGCACGCCGAUGAGGAACGGGAGAGGACGUGAGGCACAGACCUGCUGGGGAUGGGGGAUGAGCACGGGCCUGUGCUCACAGCAGUCAGCAGGAGAUGGGCUUGGGAUGGGAGACAGGAUUGAGCUAUCAGGGCUGCUGUCAGAUAGUUAAUCCUGUUUUGUGCUUGGCAACUUUGAAGAAUUUACUCUUUAGAACAGUGAAUGGAGACCCUUGAAUCAGCAUGAAAACCUCUUUGGAUAUUGGUGUAAUCAGCUGUCUGGGAAGAGGUUACUAAUUUUGGCAUAAUCUUGGAAAGUUAAUGGUUCAUCAGUGCCAGCACUGGUGAGACCAGGGAACUAUGUGUGGCACAAGUCCCUCGUAAGGCUUUAGAGAUGCAUCA
Molecule: messenger RNA, 1867 nt
Organism: Onychostruthus taczanowskii (white-rumped snowfinch)
Lineage: Eukaryota; Metazoa; Chordata; Aves; Passeriformes; Passeridae
Product: nuclear pore glycoprotein p62-like
Exons: 9
Coding region: 45-1520 (491 amino acids)
Biological process (GO): protein import into nucleus; RNA export from nucleus
Cellular component (GO): nuclear pore central transport channel; nuclear pore
Molecular function (GO): structural constituent of nuclear pore; phospholipid binding
Source: RefSeq, a predicted model, not a curated record